Messenger RNA from Ustilaginoidea virens, 2454 nucleotides. RefSeq lists its product as uncharacterized. The record is from RefSeq and is a predicted model, not a curated record. Gene Ontology annotation, molecular function: zinc ion binding; DNA binding; DNA-binding transcription factor activity, RNA polymerase II-specific. The coding region runs from base 1 to 2454 and encodes 817 amino acids. Gene Ontology annotation, biological process: regulation of DNA-templated transcription; DNA-templated transcription. The transcript is spliced from 6 exons. Lineage: Eukaryota; Fungi; Ascomycota; Sordariomycetes; Hypocreales; Clavicipitaceae.
AUGCGUUAUCGCAUCGAAGCCAUGGAAAGAGAUAGCAGCAGUCAAACUCCCUCCGGGCCGAGUCAGCCGAGUACGGGCAACACGCCGCAGGGCACAGGCACAGGCACGGGCACGGGCACGGGCACGCAGCUUGCCCUGAAGAAGAAUGAAUCGACGCCCGCCACGACUUCCUCUGCCUCGUCCAAGCAGACGACGAGCAAUGCGCAAAACUCGAAGCGGAGGAGAGGACUCGGAGUGGUGACGCCCAAUGCUUGUACCGAGUGUCGCAAGAAACGCGCAAAGUGCGAUGGCCUACAGCCAUGCGGACGCUGCAAAACCCAACGAGAAGUCGAAUGCGUGUACGAGAUCCCCGUUCGACAGUCCAAGGAAAACCUCCGGACCGAGAUCGAAAGCCUUCGCCAGCACCAGCGAUCCAGCGACCAGGUCUUUUCCGCCCUCAUCCGGCCAGACCUUUGGGAACAAGUACUGCGCCGCUUGCGCCGAGGCCAGUCCGUGGAGAGCAUAUCGGAAUGGCUGACGGUCUGCAUGCCGGCCCAAGGCGCCGGAGCGGCACAGCUGUCCCAGCUGGGCUUGGGAGUCGAGCCGGCCGCGGCUCAGCAGCACAGUCUGCCGGGCGACAUGCAGCAGAACAGGUCGUGGAACCUGGGCCAGGCCGAGUCGGCAAGAAGCGACUCGUUCCCGGAUCUGAUGGCGUGGACCUCGGAUUUGCCUGGCCCGCCUCAGUCGCGGGUGGCUGUCUGGGCCGAGAGCAUGACCGCCGACAAGGCAUCCGACGGUGCUGACGGGCCAAAGUACCGCGGGCUGGAGCAGGUCCUGUCUCACAUGCACGAGCCGGCAAUGAAGAUGCCCCCGCGGACGUGGACCGGCAUCACCGGCGACAUCCAUCUCGUCCAGCACCUGCUGGCGCUGUACUUUUGCUGGGAGUACCCCACGUUUGCGUCGCUGAGCAAGGAGCACUUUCUGCAAGACUUUCGCGACGGACGGCAGCGCUACUGCUCCCCGAUCCUGGUCAAUGCUCUCCUCGCCCUCGGCUGCCGGUUCUCGACCCAGCCCACGACGAGGGAGAACCCCAACGACCCGUACACGUCGGGCGAUCACUUCUUCAAGGAGUCGCAGCGCCUGUUCAACCAGGAGGAGUCGCACCACAACCUGACCACCAUCCAGGCCCUGGGCAUCAUGUCGAUACGAGAAGCGAGCUGCGGCCGAGACUCGGAAAGCUGGUACUAUGCCGGACAGAGCAUCCGACUGGCAGUCGAGAUGGGGCUGCAUCACAUUGGGGAAGGCUUGAACGAAAACGAGCUGGCGGUGCAGUCGGCAACGUUUUGGGGAGCUUUUGCGCUCGAUCACGCCUGGUCACUCGCAACCGGGUCGUUGCCACAGUGUUCCUGCUUCCCACGCCUACCCCCCAAGCCUGGUAUCAUUGGGAACAUCGAAGCGUCUCUUUGGGUUCCCUACACCGAUGAUGGGGCGCCGCUUCAACGAUCCUGCGAACAGCUUUCGAACGUACGGUCUGUGUACAAGUGCUUCUGCGAGCUGAGCGAACUUGUGCACCAAUCGCUCUACAUGCUGCACUCGCCAGGCAAGCCGUUGACGUCGAAGGAGCUGCUCAAAGUGUACACGCAGUAUCUGAACUGGUAUGAUCGAAUACCGGAAGCCUUGCGCUUGGGCCACAACUUUACGCCUGCCGUGCUUUUUGCCCACAUGUACUACCACUUUGCCAUCCUGCUCCUCUUCCGCCCCCUGAUCAAGCUGCGCAUCAUCGGGUCCAAGAUUGUCCCCAAAGACGUCUGCAGCCAAGCCGCCGACGCCAUCCAGGGGCUCCUGACGUCGUACUCGCAGCUGUACACGCUCCGGCGAACACCGUCCUUUGUGCCGUACUUUGUCCUUACGUCGUCCAUCAUGCACCUGGCCAUUGGGGCCUCCACCAGCGACCUCGUCGGCUCCGGGGACGCGCAGCCGGCCGACAUUGAGCAGGUGGUCAAGACCAACCCCAGGGUCAUGGCGGCGCUGAAGCGCGGCAUCGCCGACCUGGCGGAAAUGGCGCCCUGCCACCACUUUGCGGAGCAGGCGCUCCACAUCCUGGGCCACCUGGCGAGGAAGUGGAACAUUGACGUCGACUUUGAGGGGCACGACCUGGCGCCCGAGGACUACGAGCGGCUGGUGCGGCCGUACACGAGCAGCCUCAACUUCUUCGCGCCCAACGUCGGCGUGCAGGACUUUAUCUGCGACUGGGGCUCGGGCAACCGGAUCGCGGUCAAGGGCGAGGCGCGGCUGGUGGAGAAGACGGCCGAGACGAUGGAGAACCCGCUCUUCUGGCCGUUUCCCAUGCAGGGCCGGCCGAUGCUGCCGACGGGGACGCAGUUGGCGGAUGCGGGGUUUGCGCUGCUGGGGCCGGGGGAGGCGUCUCUGGCCAUGGGGGCCUUUGGGGCGUUGGAUGACGGGGGGAUGGGAUGA